Cryphonectria parasitica EP155 is the source of this 1465-nucleotide messenger RNA. It is a transcript of the gene vvd1, whose product is annotated as clock-controlled repressor of light regulated processes. The transcript has 2 exons. Gene Ontology annotation, cellular component: nucleus. Lineage: Eukaryota; Fungi; Ascomycota; Sordariomycetes; Diaporthales; Cryphonectriaceae. Bases 488 to 1081 code for a protein of 197 amino acids. The record is from RefSeq and is a predicted model, not a curated record.
CCUUCUCACCUGGGACUGCCAGGCUGCAAUUCUCAUCCCUCGCAAUGCAACUACGGGCCGUAGCGGGUUUUCCGCCAUGACCUCUUCUAUUCUGUCUUUCCUUCCUUGUGGUCUUAUAGUCCAAAUGCCGAACUUGAGAUUGCGCCCCUUGGCUCGUUAGGAAUCUCGAUUCAGCCCAUCAACAGCAGGUAUUUGCGUGCCUUGAGAGGUGAAGCCCUUUUUCUAAUAAAAUAUUAGUAUAUUAUUGGAGGGCCUUGUUCAUUCUCCCUUUUACUUGCAUUAUUGUCCUUCAACACCAUCCUGACAGAACAACCGUCAAUUAUCAUCUGUGUGAAGACAUUCAUCAUCCUUCUCUUGUCCCAUUUUGAAACCGUCGUCUUGAGGCGUAACUUGUAUCCUGUUGUACGCCCUCAUGACGCCGUGACAUCCUCCAGUCUUACCACACCACCUUCUACCUUUUCUUUGUGCAAAGUUUCAGCCAGCGACCAUGAAUACAUGGGAGAAAUGUGCUCUUGAUUAUCAAUUCACCGACAAGAAACCCAAAGACGUUCAGGUCUCACAAUACAACCAAACCAAACAAAACGAUGCCGCAGACCCUCUGAUCUAUCCUGGAAUCUACUGUCCAAGCGGGCUAGACCUCAUGGGCGUACUGUUCCGGAUUUACGCCCGACCCAACCCCCAGGUUAAUCUAGGCGCCAUCGACUGCUCCGUCUCCCUCAUCGUCUGCGACCUGGCACUGCCAGACUACCCCAUCGUCUACGCCUCGGACUCUUUCCUGGAGAUGACGGGCUGGAGAAUGGAUGAGAUCAAGGGCAGAAACUCCCGCUUCCUGCAGGCGCCCGACGGGAAAGUCGCCGCGCACUCGACGCGGAAAUAUGUCGACAAGAAGACCGUCCGGGGAAUGCGCGAGGCCAUCAAGGCUAACAAGGAGCACCGCACAACGAUUACGAACUUUACCAAAGCUGGGAAGCCAUUCGUCAACAUCCUUACCUUGAUUCCGAUCACUUGGGAUGGUCCGGAGUAUCGAUAUUCUGUCGGCUUCCAGUGCGACAAGGCAACACUGGGAGCUCGAGCUGUUUGAACCCUCCCGUUCUGCGAUUUUCCCGAACUGCACAUACACGAACAUGCGCACACAGCAAGGUCAUCAGAAUUUCAGCCAUAUGCUUUUAGGUUUUAUCGGUACACGCAUACACGGUGGCGAGGGACUGGGACGGUUCACUUAAAAAAAAAACUACGCAUUCAGCUUCCAAGCCAACACAGGCUUGAUAUCAUGAGGGGGAAACAGGGAAAAGCAUCCUUAGGAGUCUUGGGUAUUACUGCGGCGCGAUAAACGCAUGGAUGAUUUGUUAUUUCGGUCAAUAUUUCGGUUGAUUUUCUUGAGAGGCAUCUGGCUUCUAGGCGUAAUGCUGCUAGGCAUAUAUGAUACCCCCACAAUGCAUAAUUGAUAUUUUUCUUGACUUUCUAC